ACUCCGGGGGAUGCGGCAGAAUGCUGGCUGAAAGAGUUUAUUGGGGUUAUCGAAACCGGAGGGGACGUUGACGGAAUGGUCAGCGGCGUGCUCUGGCAGUAGCUAUGGGCAAGUCAUGUGGGCGGGGAUGUGCUUUCAUUUGGGAUUGGAUGUUGUGGGUGGGAGUAUCCGGUUUCUGGGGUUCGGCAGGUGGUGGAUCUCUUGUUCUUUGUUUUGAUACCUGAUCUAGGUGGAGGCUGACCGCUGUACAUAUCAUUCACUUUCUGCCUGUUCAUGGCACCUGUAUAUACCACAUUGUUACAACCGUUACCAGGGGAGCGGUCACACAGCCCACCUUCUGGACCGAUUGCAUUUCAUAACAUGCUCGAUUUCUGUCUACGAACUCAUUAUGUCGUUGCGCGGCCUAGGUCUUUUGGCAACCACACUUCAUCAAAGAUCUAUAUCUUCUCACUCCGCUGGCAGCCGACACAAAACUCUAUGCUCGCAAAAUCAACAGACAAUCCAUCAUAUCUUUCGGCGAACAACAUGAAUGCCCAGACGGAAUCCCAGGCCGAUGGCUCGGAGCCGAGCACCCCCACGGACAUACCCUUGGUUGAGCUAAGGGUGUCCCCAGCGCCGCCUUCUUACGGAGCUAUUGCCAUAACGAACACCGAGAUUGCAAACGACGCUCCUGAUACGAAUGACUUGGCGGCAACCAGCGACCGAGGCAAUGCAGGUGGCCCUCUGCCGGGCCUUCUGGACAUUCUCUUGCUGGAAAAUUGCGGGUGCAACAUAGAGCGCGAUGGCCGAAACUAUCAUUCCCGCGGCUGCGAGCUGCGCUUAGGCUUGAUAUGCCUCGCCCUGUACGUGGCCACCACCGCGACGUUAGUCGUUAUGGUGUGGGCCAUGGGUAAUAAGACUUGAGUCGUGCUUCAGGGGUCCCUCAGUCGCAGCCAUGUGCUUGGUAGCUCUCUAUACACGGUUUUGCCCUGCUUGGCUCCCCAAUGAGGGUUCUGGUUCUGGGUAGCAGUCGUUCCCGUACCCCAAGAGACCAUAUCCUUCGACCUAGCAUUCAUUAGCUCGAGCAAGGUGGCGUAGCGGUGUGUCAAUAUCCAGAAUGGUGUCCCUCACGCC
Molecule: messenger RNA, 1113 nt
Organism: Chaetomium fimeti
Lineage: Eukaryota; Fungi; Ascomycota; Sordariomycetes; Sordariales; Chaetomiaceae
Exons: 2
Coding region: 274-903 (209 amino acids)
Source: RefSeq, a predicted model, not a curated record